Molecule: messenger RNA, 811 nt
Organism: Stegodyphus dumicola
Lineage: Eukaryota; Metazoa; Arthropoda; Arachnida; Araneae; Eresidae
Biological process (GO): regulation of transcription by RNA polymerase II
Cellular component (GO): transcription regulator complex; nucleus
Source: RefSeq, a predicted model, not a curated record
CGAGGACGCUCCCGACGUAGUUGACGUAACUUUUUUGACGCCGGCGUAAAUUCGCAUGACGCAGAAGACGUAAAACUGAGGACGCUCCUGUUCAGCUUUUUCGCCCGCGACGCGCGCGUUUAGCCAAUAGCUGACUGAAUUCGGAUCACGUGUCAUGAUCUGCUCCAAAGUUUUGUUUACAGCUUUCAACAUGGCGGCUGCGUUUAACGACGAAAUACUUAUCAACGAGAUUCGACAAUACCCACUGUUAUGGGAUCACAAACUCAAAGAUUAUCGCAAUAAAGAAAGAAAAGAACUAAUCUGGAUAAAAAUAUCGAAUAGUAUAGGAUACGACGUUAAUACUAUCAGACAUCGAUGGAAAUGUCUGCGUGAUAGAUAUGUUAGGGAGUGCAAGGCUCUAAAAUCAAAAAAUAGGAGUGGCUCUGAAGCUACAACUCCAAAAUUUGGAUUGUAUGAGGAAUUAUCUUUUUUAAGAGAUACAGUUAGUCAUCGACCGACCACGAGCAAUAUAAUUGAUGAGCCUUCACUCCCUAUCGAAGACACAAUGGAGUCAUUUAAUGACUCCAUAAAUUUUGAUGAAUCAUUAAAUGAAGAAGCUGCAUGCAGCAGCCAACUUGUAGAUGGUGGAGAGAUUUUAGAACCUCCACUUAAAAAGCAAAAGAAAAAAGACAUCGAUUCAAAAUUGUCGACUUAUUUAGAUUUGGCAGCAGCAGCACGAUUAAAAUCACGGAGCCAAACAUCAGAUGAUGAACACUUUCUACUAAGUCUCCGUGAUGACUUUGGUGCUGUACCACGGGAAAAAAAAAAAUGA